Cyclopterus lumpus (lumpfish) is the source of this 3796-nucleotide messenger RNA. RefSeq names its product pleckstrin homology domain containing, family G (with RhoGef domain) member 6 (gene plekhg6). Gene Ontology annotation, cellular component: endocytic vesicle; axon; plasma membrane. Gene Ontology annotation, biological process: endothelial cell migration; Rho protein signal transduction. Gene Ontology annotation, molecular function: guanyl-nucleotide exchange factor activity. NCBI's taxonomy places the organism in Eukaryota, Metazoa, Chordata, Actinopteri, Perciformes, Cyclopteridae. The record is from RefSeq and is a predicted model, not a curated record. Bases 172 to 3354 code for a protein of 1060 amino acids. The transcript has 15 exons.
CCACUGAGCACUUCCGACCUGCGACACGACAGCCAGCCCUGAGUACGGAUGUGUCGGCUGCAGAAUCCAGUCGUUCCCGUCCGGCCAGUUGCAGGUCAAAGGAAGAGAGGGAGGGGCCGCUCCAGGCUGAGAGAGAGUCAAUAGAAACCAAAGAUGACUGUCUGAAAGAAAAUGGAUCCAACCAAGCCCAGCCUUUCCUCAAAGGCCCAGCAUGUAGCCGGUGGGGGGAAUGUAUCACUGAUGGGAGAGCCAUCGGCCCCACAGCGAGACAGUGUGGACGGGGAGAGGCAGAAGGACACAGAUUCAGAUGUUGACGGGACGACAGCAGCUGCAGAGAUCAACCAUCACCACAAGGGGUCAGCAGACAAACACAAGUUCAAUACGUUUGGCUAUCAGAAGCGGACAAAGCAGAAGAUCGUGACUUACUUAGCAACAGUGAAUAAAGGCCCGUCUGCAGUAGCCAAACCCAGAGCUGCACUGAGGCAGGUCCUGUUCAGCCAGGGAGGCUCUGAGAAGAACCCGGCGUCUGAGGAGCGAUGUCAGCUGGGUAUGUUGAAGCAGGAUCUGGAGACCUUUGCUGUCCCGCUCAAUCUUAAGUGGAGGUGGAAGGAGGAAAGUCAGGGAACUACACUGGAGAAGAACUGGACGGAUAUCGUGGACUCUCAUUCAACGAUGUCUAGGAUUCAGAGACACCAACAAGAGGCGCUGUGGGAGUUCGUCCACACCGAGCUCACCUACAUCAACAAACUAAUUAUCAUCACAGACUUGGUUAUUGCAGCCCUUGUCAACCUGCACCAGCAUGGAUUUCUCCUGGAGGUGACCCCUGAACUGCUUUUCUUUGACCUUCCGUCCAUCCUCACCGCACACCAGCUGUUCUGGCAGGAAGUGAUUUAUCCCAUGUUAGAAGAAGUCCGGAGGACAGGCCAGCCCUUUGACCCCAUGGCGUUAGAGGCUGGUUGCCUGCAGUUCCACGAGCGCUUUUCCUCCUAUCAGCAUUACUGUUGGGAGGAGGAAAAUAAUCUGGAGUUCACACGCAGGCAGAUGGAGGGCAACCCACAUUUCCUCACUUAUGUUCAGUGGGUGGAGACUCACCCCCAGUGUGAGCGGAUGCGGCUCGGGGACAUGCAGGCCAAACCCCAUCAGAGGAUCACAAAGUAUCCUCUGCUUCUCAUGGCCGUGCUGAAAACCACCCAGGAUCCUAAUGUACAGCACACACUCAGAGGCAUGUUAUCCAGUGUAAACAGUUUUUUGGAGAGCAUCAAUGACCACCUGAAGCUCCAAGAUGAGCAACUCGCUCUCAAUAUUUCUGCUCAGAGGGUGGAGGGAUACGAAGUGGAGUGCAUAAAUGAAGAUAUUGACACGCAUGUCCGAGAGAUUUGUCAGUUUGACCUAACGUGCCCCAUCAGAGGAGUGGGUCCUGAAGUCGUACGCAAGCUUCUGCUGGAGGAGAACCUGAAGAUUCGGGAGAGAAAAGACAGCAAGCUCGAGGUAGUGGCUCUACUUUUCUCAGAUGUCCUUCUAAUGACCAAAGUCCAGAAGAAAGGAGAGCGGCUGAAGGUAGUUCGACCUCCUCUGGCCCUCGACAGAACUUAUUGCAUCGCACUGAAAGAUGGCUGUUCAUUUGUUCUCGUGGAGGUAGGCGAGCUUCGGAGUGCUAUAAAUGUCUACAUAUUUGCAGCCAGUACCUCAGGGAGCUGCUCUAAAUGGGUCUCCACCAUCCACCAGGCAAAGGAAACACUGUGGACCCAGAGACAGACUGAGAGUAACAGACAACUGGAAAAUUGGAAAAUCCGGCAGCUGGAUGCCAAACCUCUCACAGAAGCCAAGAUGGAUGAUAUGGAGACCGAAGAACAGCCUCUUACGCAAUCAAGACAAGAGACUUUUGUGGAUGAACAUAUUAUCCCCCAAUCAAUAAAUGGGAUGUUGGCGUCUAAAGAAGCAGAGGAACAGCAUCAACCUCCAGAUGCUGAAACCACGACAAAUCCUGCUUUAACUUGUUGGCACUCCCAGCCCAAUGUGAAUAACCGUACACUAGUGCAUGAGGCUGGUUGGCAAAAAGCAGUCAAUGGAUAUGAAUGGAUAGAAAUGGAAGCGAGAGGAGACAACAUCAGGGUCCACAGAGAGGAAGAAGAGAAAAGGGGGCAAAGAGUGUGGAACCACAGGGCACAAUCUGCCCCAAAUCUGGAUACUUUCCGUCAUGGUAUAGCAGCUGAGCCAUUACAAUACAAUACUGCUGGGCCACAGGCUGUCUUAUAUCCAGAUAUUGACUAUCCAACGGAAGAAGAAAGUACUAUACACCUUCCUGACCAACCAGAUAUGUUCAGGGAGGAGUCUGAAUUGUUAGGACAAGCACAAGAGGAAGAAAUAUCAACCAAUAGGGACUCAGAUUCUCAGUCUGUGAACCAGGACUCCAGGAGAAAUUCUGACAGCAGCCAGUCUGGAGACAUGCAGACAUCUCCAGAGUCUUGGGGUUGCUCCAAAAAUUUGAAGUCACCCGGUUUACGCAGGAGGAGGCCAAACAAUACCCAGCAGAGCCCCUCUUCUCAGAUAUCUCAUCAGUUCUUCCAGGACUCAGGACAGACAAACAGCCUUUCUUUCUCCAACCCAAAUAGCCCCGUGAAAAGAAACUCUCUUCCAUCUGGGUCAGAGUCACACCGGGUGCUAAAGCUGGGCUCCCUGAAGCAUAACCAAGGGAUGUUUUUGAACAUGCAUGAUAGACUCUCUCCAGACCCCCAAACAUUGUCUGAAUCUGAGCUUCCUGAUCCUAACGUCAAUAACAGAGUGAAACCCCGAAGGAGGGCCUCUAUUCCUAACAUCAUCAAUGAAGGAGGCCAUGGACUUGGCCUGCACACCAGUAGUCUGUACACGUUUCCCCAAGCAGAGGAUGCACCUUUCCCAAAAUCAAACAGAGACCACUCAGCUCUGGAGAGUCUUUUGGAAAGAGCCAAAGAGAGGGAUGUAUUGAAAAGAGACAGAAAAGUGAAAAUGGCCAAUUUGAGUUCAAGGAAUCCUCCUUCCCCCUCGUUUUCCACCACACCUUCACCAUCGCCCAUGGAUGGAGACAGAGAAACAGGGUGGGAGGAGGAGGUGGAGCUGAUAAGACACCGAGCCCUCACAGUGAGUAAAGGAUGGAAGGAGCAGCUGGUGGACGGAGAUGACGAUGACAAGAGCAACAGUGUUUUCUUCACUGACGGAGUAAAUGUGGACUGGACGGGCUGGUGCUUAGAUGAUGAAGUCCUGGAUGUUUUACAGCCUGGAGAUGAAGGGUUUCUGGAGGACAUCCCCGGAUCUUUGGCCUCCUGGGAUAUCCCCGGACUUUCAGAGCAAGACGACAGGGAGUAUAGUCAGGUGUAGUUUUGAAGCUACACAUCAGAGUCCUGCCCUCACUGAGCGGAUCCAAAACGAUACUGCCAAUGAAAAAGCAACUGUUAUGCUGAAUAUAAAAUUCAGUCUGUGAAUGUGAACUACAGAGGGCCAAAUUAACACGGACCGUAGGCUUCAUUUUUGUGGUGAUGUCCAAAAGACAAAAAACAAUCAUCUUUCCAGCAGUUUGGCAACAUUCCAGUUUUCCAUGAUGUUAGAUCGAUCUUUCAUUCUCCUGUCCAGAGUGAAUUUUUUUAAUGUAAAUAUAAUUCAACAGGAUUUUUAUACAUAACCGUAUACAACAUUUACAUCAGUAAUAUUUUCCCAUUUCAUUUACCUGUAAAUUACAGAUUGUAUAUAAUAAUAAUAAUAAUAAUAAUAUAAUAAAGAAUUCACCAGAUGUAUUUCCAUUAAAUGUACUUUAUUUGUAAAA